Molecule: messenger RNA, 2566 nt
Organism: Camelina sativa (false flax)
Lineage: Eukaryota; Viridiplantae; Streptophyta; Magnoliopsida; Brassicales; Brassicaceae
Product: putative magnesium transporter NIPA7
Biological process (GO): magnesium ion transport
Cellular component (GO): membrane
Molecular function (GO): magnesium ion transmembrane transporter activity
Source: RefSeq, a predicted model, not a curated record
ACUAAAUGAAUCAGCAUCACCCUCUCUCUCUCUACACAUAGUGAGUGUGCCCGUCUGUCAGUCUACACUACCAGGUUUAGUUUAGAAUUUAGAUAUAACUUAAGUGGGCCUUUUGAAUACGUACUCACUAUUCUAUUAAGUUUAUCAUGUGAAGGCCGGCCCAUAAAAAUCAAGCCCAAAACGGAUUUCUCUAAAACGAAAAUACGAGGAUGACUAAACAAAUCAAUAUUGUUUCACAAGAAGACUAGAAUAUUAACAGUUUUUUUUUUUUUUAGACCACCACAGCUGACGAAAGAAUAGUUGGCUUUGUGCUCACCACAUGGCUGCGUAAUAAUUAACAGUUAUAUGAGAAUUGAAAUUUAUGAGUUUUGUUGUAGCCAGCAAUGGCAGAAUAUGCUUAGUUUAAGAUUUUCAUGAAUAGAAGAAGAAACGUGAGGAAGCCUAAAUAAGAAGAAAGUAGUCAAUACGUACGCCCAUAUUUUUAUAAAAAUGAAUAUGAUGACUUUAUUAAAUAGGUACGUGUGUGUCAUUUUUUGUUUGGUUGUUGAUGAAGAAUUUAGAAUCAUAUUAUAUUCCUCUCGAGUUUUGAGCCCAUUUUUCGAAUAUGUCAUGUUGUUGGUUCUCCUUGUAAAAUAAAUUUAGAAAGAAAAGAAAAAAAAAAUACAAUAAGAGUGUAAGGAUUAAAGAAGUAAAUUAAAAAGGGCGUGAUUGAUUAACCACAAAGUUUUUUUAAGGUGAUAACCUUAAUUUUAAAAUACGAUGGACACACACACACACACACGAAGAAAAUUGAAGAAGAGAGCCUGACCCCCUUCGACAAGACGACGAAAUCUCAUCAUGAGCUGUCGUCUCUAGAGAGGGCACAAGUUCUCUCUCUCUCUCUCUCCCAAAUCAAUUUGAAUUCCAAAUUUUUUCAUUUCCUCCUCUAAAAGAAAACAACAAUUUCUUUCUUGCGAUUCUCCUUCUUCCCUCUUCUCCCAAUCUCAAACAGGUUUCCUUCAAUCCUUCUUCUGUGGCAUUUCGUGUGUGUUAUGAUCACAUAACACCCCAAUUCAUACGGUUAAAUUGCCUUUCGAUUGUAUCUUGUUCUUUUCCGUACGCUACCGCCAAUUUCUUUUUAGGUUUUUUUUUUUUCUUAAGAAGGAUUUCUGGGCUGAGAGAAAAAUAGAAACAUAGAAACAAACAUAGAUUUGAUUGAUAAGAUUAAUAGGAAUAAGAAGAAGAAGAAGAAGAUGGUGUCGGAUAAUGAGAUGGGUUUGGUAUUAGCUGUGUCUUCUAGUGUUUUCAUAGGUUCCAGCUUCAUUUUGAAGAAGAAAGGUCUCAAGCGUGCUGCUGCUAAUGGCACCCGUGCUGGGUUUGGUGGUUAUACAUAUUUGUUUGAGCCCCUUUGGUGGGUAGGCUUGGUCACUAUGACUUUUGGAGAAAUUGCAAACUUUGUUGCUUACGUCUAUGCUCCGGCUGUACUUGUCACUCCUCUUGGUGCCUUAAGUAUUAUCAUCAGCGCUGUUUUGGCACAUUUCCUGUUAGACGAAAAACUUAGGAAAAUGGGAGUUUGGGGAUGUGUUUGUUGCAUCGUUGGCUCCGUUAUGAUCGUCAUUCACGCACCUCAGGAGCAGACUCCCAAUUCUGUUGACGAAAUCUGGAAACUAGCUAUGCAACCAGGUCUCCCUCUCUCUCUUCACACUUACACAUACAUAUAUGGUGUGUUUAUGUUACUACUGAUCUUAUUUCCUUCUCUCUUUUUGUUUAUGAGGACAGCUUUUCUACUUUACGUAGCUAUAUCAAUGUCGAUUGUCCUGGCUUUGAUUCUGUAUUGCGAACCUCUCUGCGGCCAGACCAACGUUCUUGUUUAUAUCGGAAUCUGCUCAUUGAUGGGUUCUCUCACCGUUAUGAGCAUAAAGGCUGUGGGGAUUGCGAUAAAGUUAACAUUGGAGGGGAUAAAUCAGAUUUGGUAUCUAGAGACAUGGUUUUUUGUUAUGGUUGCAACAAUAUGUGUGGUAAUGCAAAUGAUUUACCUCAACAAGGCGCUGGACACAUUCAACGCAGCAAUCGUUUCUCCUAUCUACUAUGUGAUGUUCACAACCCUCACAAUUGUUGCGAGUGCGAUUAUGUUCAAGGACUGGAAUGGGCAAAACACAGAGAGCAUAGCCUCAGGAGUAUGUGGGUUCAUAACAGUGCUUACAGGAACAGUUAUACUCCAUGCGACGAGAGAAGAGGAACAAGCUUCUUCUUCAGGAAGAAUGAGAUGGCAGGAUUCAGGGAAGAGCUUUGAUGAAGAGCAUCUUACAAGUUUGUACAGCCCUGAAUAUUAGGAAGCUUGUCCCUCAAACUUUAGAGCGUCUUUUGAGCUGUGAACUGAAGGAGGUUAGGGGUCCUAAAUCAGAAGACCAUCUCUAACCUCUAAGAGGGGAAAAGAAUGUAGCUUUGUGUAUAUAGUUUUGUUGUAAUAGUGUUUCUCUAUACAAAUUUGUCCAUAUUUUUUUUGAGCUCCUACUAGACAACAGAUUAGUAGCUAGCUGUCAUUUUUAGAAGAAGUACAUAUUAGUAUUGUUGACUUUGAUUAUUA